Molecule: messenger RNA, 8269 nt
Organism: Trichechus manatus latirostris (Florida manatee)
Lineage: Eukaryota; Metazoa; Chordata; Mammalia; Sirenia; Trichechidae
Gene: NSUN7
Product: NOP2/Sun RNA methyltransferase family member 7
Exons: 12
Coding region: 249-2402 (717 amino acids)
Molecular function (GO): methyltransferase activity
Source: RefSeq, a predicted model, not a curated record
UGGCUGCAUUUGAACGAAACGGCCUCGCGGCUGUCGCCGGCUCCCCGCCGCUCCGGGGCGCCUGAGGGCACUGUACCGGAAACGCGCCUCUGGUGUCCGAAGUGCAGCGGCUGCCUGUCUCCGUCCCCCAAACCCCGGAAACAUCCGCCCUCUGGGAGACGAUGCUUAAGGCGGCAAAGAAAACCAUUUCCUGGAACAUCUGAGUUUUAAUUCAAGCUUAAGUUACUAACGACAAUCAAGGGGCAAACAUGCUUAACGCCGCAAGUGAACUGGAGUUUUCGAACCAAACAAGUUCUGAGGAAAUCUCCCAGCUCUCUUCCCUGGAGCUGUCAUCCAGAGAAAAAAGCUCAUCAUGUUCAGCCGAAAAACCUGGCUACCCCGACUUCAUUUACGUUAUGGCAGCCAACAUUUUUCAGGGUAUUCGAUUCGAAAAGUCACCAGAGAAGGUCUUAAUCAAGUAUGGGAAUGAACCCCUGCCGUCCUCGCCCGAGUCUGAGGAUGAAUCCUUCCAGCGUUUAUCCUACGAACUGGCUUUCAGUGCCCUGAAGUAUCAAGAUAUUUUGGAAAGUAUAUUAAUAGACAGUUAUAUUUUCCCAAGUACCACAAUACCAGAUCAUUUGAGCAGUCUUAUUAUUGUCAUGCUGUAUGAUUUCCAAGAUAGAAAAUUUCAAGCUCGUCUCCUUUCUGAUAACGAAGACUCCAUAUCGGAAGUUCAAGAAGUAGAGAACCUUCUUCACAGUUUUAAGACAAAAUUGGCUGCAUCAUUGGCAAGAUGUCGAAUCAAACACGAUGCUCUUUCAAUUUACCACAUUCUACCAGAAACAGUUAGAAAACAGGAACUAAGGGCCUCCACUUUGCCACUUUAUGCUUGGGUAAAUACUUGCAAAGUCAGCCCUGAAGAAGUUUAUAGUAAUUUGAAGAAAAAAGGCUAUCAUAAAGUCAAAUCUGUAUUGCAUAUUGAUGAUAAAGUCUUUGCUGUGGACAAACAUUGCUAUGAUGUCUUAAUUUUCCCAUCUCAUCUUAAAAAUGAUCUUCUAAGUAUAGAUCUUUUCAAGGAUUAUAAACUUAUAUUUCAGGACAAAUCUCGAAGUCUUGCUGUCCAUUCGGUAAAGGCUUUAUUGAAUAUGGAUGAUGACAUCUUAAUGGUCAAUACAGGUUCUUGGUACACAGUUGCCCAUAUGUCAGUCUUAACAAAUAAUAACACCUCAAAAAUAUUUGUUUGUGGAGUAGAAUCACAAGCUAAGGAUCCUGACCUGAAAAACCUUUUCACAAAAAUGGGAUGUAAAAAUAUUGAAAUACUUCACGAGACAUUUAUUAACAUUGAAUCAAAGGAUCAUAGGUUACAGAAAGUUAAAGUGAUUCUGCUUCUACCUCGUUGUUCAGGACUGGGUGUCAGUAACCCAGUAGAAUUUAUUUUAAAUGAACAUGAAGAUACAGAUUUACUUAAAGAUUUCUCUCAAGGAAGAAUAUCGGAAGAUAAACUUCAUGUUCUUGCUCAACAGCAAUAUGAACAGCUAACACAUGCAAUGAAAUUUACUAAAGCUCAAGCAGUGGUUUACUGCACAUGUUCAGUUUAUCCAGAAGAAAAUGAAGCUAUUGUUAAAAAAGCACUGGAAUUUCAAGACCCUGGGAUCAAAGUACAACCUUACAGGCUCAGUCCUCCUGUUCUUCCGCUGUGCUCCUUAAAGGAAAUACAUUUGUCUACUGAUAAAUUUUUCAGGAUGGAACCAUCUGAAAUUACCAAUGGUUGUUUUCUUUCUAUUCUAACAAGGGAGCGGGACCCAUCUGAGACAGUGUCUGUGAAAGAUGUUUUGGCCCGUGCUGCAGCAAAGGGUCUCCUGGAUGGGAUUGAGUUGGGUAAAUCAUCAAAACGCGAGAAGAAGAAGAAAAAAUCAAAAACAUCAUUGCCAAAAGCUUCCACUAAUGAUAACUGCAUCCAAAUGAGAAUUGCUGAGUUCCUGAAUCGAGAAGCUAAAGCAAAUGCUAAUCAAUCAGAGACAGUAACAACGAAAACACCUCUUCCACAGAAAAACACAACUCAAGUGGGUGCUUCCUCACAGAUCAGAAAAGCCAUCAAGCCUACCACCAAUGCUUUAGUGCCCACAUUUAUGAAGAACUCAUCUCUGUCCAGACCAUGUGAGCGGCAAACAAACUUCGUACGACCUCGACCAGAAGAUAAAAUGGUUGCCCUCAAACCCGUGGAGAUUGUUUUGCCUCCAGUAAUGAUGCCAUUUUCAAGUCCCCAGGGGAUCGGAUCAACUCAACAUUGUUGCUAUCGCUGGGUUGCACCGAAGCCUCUUGUGCCCGCCUGCCUUCCCACACCUUCAAUAUCCCGAAAAGGAGAAAAGCCGAAAGAAAACUCACCUCCCUCCCUGCCCGGGCAUCGUCGACCGUGGCUUUGACUGCCUCGAUUUUGUUACAAGGAUUAAGAGCGGCUGACUGCUUUUUUCAAAGUCUGACAUUUCUCUGAAGGCUAAACAUCCCUAAACAAGAUACUCAUGGUCACUUAGUAUCUUCUAAAUGUGACAUUACCUUCAGAGAAGUAAGACAAGUGAGAAGCAGUAAUGUGUGAGAUUAAGCAAGGCAGAAUUCAGGAAUUUCAGUGGCUCAGUGCUGGUGCCGUUUUAGAAUGUCACUUGUACUCAGCGUCAGUUUUUAACAUUCCUGUUAACUUUCAGUCUGAACUUAACACACCAGAGUUUUUAAAGAAAGCUGCAACACUUUUUUUUCUUCUGAAGAAAAACACUUGCUGCCUUAUGACAUGCUUCUUUUCAAACUUAAUUUGCGAGGAAAUUUAUUAGAAAGCAUAGCUAUGGAAAAGAUGCGGCCCUCUCCCACUAACUUCAGAUUGCUCUUCAGCAUCCAGUCAGUUGUAGUUUAACAUUUUCAAUCACUAUCAAGGUUGAUUUUUUUUUUUUUUUAAAUCCAAGUAUUCUUUAAACAGAGCAUGACACGAGGUUUUGUAAUGUGACCAAGGUUGAGUAUGAGUAGGAAGAACAGGGAAUUCCAGAGUUCCAGGAGUGGGAAGCUCAGAUGUCCAUUUACAGAGUGAAGACUGUUUCUCACAGGAAAACUUCUAGGAUCCUGAGUAGAGUUGAACAUAAUCAGCUCUCCCUUCUGACCAUUUAUGCCAAAUACUGUUGUAAAAAAUGACUGAAAGCAAAUCUCCAUCUAAAUAUUAAUAAUUCUGAGGAAGAGGCAAAACUGUUGAAUACAAGUGACACAUACUGUUGAAGAAAACCAUAAAAAUUCUGAUUUUAUGUGAAGAUUAGGUGAUACAGUAAAAUGAACAAGUCAUUUCCAAUUGCAAACAGUAAUAACUUUGGCAAAUCAUUUCUGAUGCUCAGUCUAUUCAAAUACAUUGCAGCAGUAUGUUAAUUAUAUUAAAAGUGAAUUCAUCUUCAAUGUACUAUCAAUGGCCUACCAAGAAUUAGUAUGAUUAUCAUUUCUGGGUCUACUGACUUUUUUCAUCAUGCCAACAGAAAUUGUUUGACAUUAAAUUGAGUAAGUUACAACUAUAAAUCUUACUGUUUAAAAAAAAAUAGACACAUAAAGUUCAAAUUUUCAGAAUUCAGUUGUAUCAAACAAUGUGUGAAUUCCUAAAUGUUCAAUUCAGGUAGCAUGAUUUUAGCAGAAUAUUACCUUCUUCAAGAUGAAUAUUUAGGUCUGUUUCAGCCUCUAAUGUCCUUUCUUUUCUCACUUAAAGUGAGGAUUAAAAAAAGAAUGGUGAAUUUCAUUUUAAUAGUAAUAAAUUAUUUUAGUGAAAGAUUUACAUUAUAGGUAAAAUGUGUCAGUGAAGAAAGGAAACAAAACUUUUUUAUACUUGAAUGAGGCUUAUUAUACUCUCAAAAGAAUUAUUCAUAUGUUAAUUAUGACUUUUUAGAAAAGUACAUGUUUUAAAUGUUCAUCUUAUUUUACUAAUUUCAAAAAUGAAAACUAUGUAGCUCUUUGCUGUAAAAAUUAUAGUACAUGUUUCAUCCUCUUACUCCCACCCAAAUCUCUAUCUGGUUAGAAUGUUCCAUGCAUCUGGGAGUCUAGUGCAGCUUAAUUUAACAUUGUUCAGUAAAGAUAUUUUAUAUCCCAGGACUAUUUUGUCCUCUUCCUGACACUCUAUCCCUGCCCCAAGCUGAAGAAUUCCAUUGUCUAAAAGUAGCAGGUCUGAGAUUUUUAUUUACAAGUGUAUUUUCUGUGAUAAGUUAUAAAAAGAAAACUCACUAUGAAGUAGUUCAGGGUACUUUUCUGAUCUCUAUAGCAGCAUACGAUUGCUGUUGUGUGACAACUUAUAGCCACUGGUUUUCAGUAUCUCAUGUCUCUUGGCACUAUUUUUCUCCUUAGACAUUUAUGGAAGAUUCUGAAUUAAACCAUUUCUUAAUUAAGCCUGCAGUUUUUUCCUUUGAAAAUAUGCUAAUAAGGGCAUGAUCAAUUAUUUAAUACUUUAGUAAAAAGGGAAACAUACUUUGGAUAAAAGCAAUAUGAGAAUUCUAGUGAAGGAAAAUAUUGAUCACAUUGAGAUUUUUUUGUUUAGCAUUUUACUUUUCUUGAGCUCCUUAGAGAAAACUGCUACAAAAAUUUAAUAGUAUUGGUAUUUAGAUACUGAUAGAAAAUUUGGAUUUUAAUCUGAAAUUAUUUGCCACUAUAUAUAAUACUUGAAACCAAAAUAAUUUUGUUCUUAUUAUUUCCUUCAGUUACUGCCUUGAUAGAGUAAAAGAGGUAAACAAGUGGGGGAAAUGUAAGAUGAAUAAAAACUGGCUACAUACUUUAAAUUCUAAUUGAUCUUCCAUGUCUCACACUUACUCUAGCUUCAACUCAUUUAUUUUUCUAGUUGCCUCUCAUUUUGGAUUUAGUGCCUGUACAACUCUUAUCUGUCAUUCUUUGAUGUCAGGUUCUUAAAGGAAAUGAAAGACAUACAUAAAUUUCUUAACUCUAGAAAGAUUGCUUACAAAAGACUUGAGUUGGGUGACUAAAUAGCUGUGUCUGCGUUGCCAGCUGCCCUUCCUUAGCACCAAAUAAGGACAGUGUGAUGUAUUACUCAAAAUUUAAAUGGUUACUUUCUAGUUCUUACCAGGUAGAAAUAAGCAAUAACUAAUUAAAGGCAGAAUUUUACAUUACUAACAUGAUUUCUGAAGUUUAAUUUGAGGUAGGUGUAAUUUAAAAAUAAAACAGCUAGCGUGGAGACUCUAAAUUUAUUCAUACUUCUAUUCCUUACAUGCAUGACUGGAUGCCAGAUAAAUGAGCCAAACGUUUUAUGUAGCUAAGUUUAUUCUCAUAACAUAUUACAUUUAAAUGUGUAAAAGUGGUCAACAGCGAAAGGGGCAAAAAGAAAAGCAAAUCAUUUUUUCGGGAUAAAUAGCUGCUUUGGAUGGCUUAGGGUGCUCUAACCGGUAAAGUAAGAGCAAGUAUUUUUCCCUAAGCUGAAGUAAGUUAAACUUUGUUUAAUUGGCUGUGUAACACACAUCAGCCAUGUUGUAUUAUUACGCUAAGCCUGGCAAACAGAGAGCUAAUGGUUAUAUUAAAUUGUACUAGUAUCAGUUAGGGAAAUGUUGCUUAUGAAACCUUGAAUUUGUAUUGCAAUGCUUAUGAAACAAUUGUCGUAGAGGAAGAGGAAAGAAAGAUUUAGGAUUUCUAGUAAAUGACCCUGUGCAGAAGAGUAUUAUAACUGGUCAUCUUAAAAUCACAAAUUUUAAAUAAAGUAGCAGUGCCAACAGUUCAUCACCAAGAACUUGUUUUAAUGGAAAUGGGUCUAAUGUCCCUUCAUGCAUUAAGACAGAUAAACAAAAAAUAAUGUUCCUAAUUAGCUAUGGGUGAUCUUACAUCCAGGUGGAAACCAAGGUCAUGUGGACAUGUAUAUCUGUUAGAUGAAGUCACACUUGUUGUGAAGGAUAUAAAAAUGAAGCACCAAGCAGUGCUUUAGUUUGCAAAGUAAAGUUUUUAGCCAUAGGCUUGUUGGCUAGUCCCCUUGACGUUGUCAAGGAGCUCAUAAAUGAGGUGGCAAGUCUGCGUCUAUCUAGCCGCUUUUAAAAAAUAAAAGGAACUUUAAACAUUUUGCCUUUUCUUCUACAUAUUCCAAUAAAAAUGUGAUUAUAGAUCAUUAGAAAACCACCUUUUAGGCAAUGUAUAGUUCACUGAGAUUACUUAGACCUGGAUACAUUGCAAGAUAAUAUCCAGUAAAGAUAAUACAUUAACACAAUAAUGCAGUAUAUUUCCGUAAAAAUAGAAUAAAUAAAAUAAAAAUAUUUUAAGCUGUAUUUAUCAGGUUAAUUAAAAAAAAUGAUACGACAUACAAGGCAUAGUGAACAUGGCUGCCUGUUUACCGAAAUCAGAUACAAAGAAUGCAUAGAUAACUGAAGUGUCACUACAAUAUUGGGUAAAACAUUGGCAUCCUUUCACAAACAAAUACACACAUACUUUCAUACAUACUUUUUGGCCAUGGCAGAAAGUGUCUGAACAUACUGUUUAACAUAACUUUACAAAAUAAAUUUGCAUUUAGUAUGCAAAGCUAUUUUCAAAACAAAAUAUCUGCAGUAAAAUUUUCAAUAUGUAAAGGCUAUCAUUCAUCUUAAUGCAUCCUAUAAUUGCAUAUAUAAAUCAGUGUGCUACUUAAAGCUAGCUCAGUAUUCUUGAUCCUGAAAACAAACAAAUGUAUGCCUUAAAAAAUGAACAGGGGGUAGAAAUUUCCAGUAUAAAAGUGGAUUAUUUGUUCAGAACUUUGAAAGUUAUCACAUUAAAACUUUUCACUGUGGAAAUCAAGAUUAAAGAUCAUCAUGACUGAAUUUUGAACAGCUUUUCAAAGGGCACAGUCAGGAUUUUCUUAAUGUAAAAAUUUUCUAGGAUGGCACUGGUUAUUUCAGAUAGAAUGGUGUCUCAGUUGUUGAGAAAUAUAAUGCAUUUCUGAAGUAGCAUCGUUUUUGUCAUAACACUAGGGGCAAACAAUUCCUGGGUGGUGUAAAUGGUUAACAUGUUUGGCUGCUAACGAAAAGGUUGGAGGUCCAGGUUCAUUCAUAGGUGCCUUGGAAGAAAGGACUGGUGAUCUACUUCUGAAAAAUCAGCCAUUGAAAACCCUAGGGAACACAGUUCUACUCUGAUACCCAUGGGGUCGCCAUGAGUUGGAAUUGACUUGAUGACAACUGGUUAACUACCCACCCCCGAGAAAAUGAAUUGUGAGCGGGGACAGCAGGGAGGAGCACGCCUUUUCAUUCCAUCAUGUUCUCUGGCAGGCAGGUACCAUGAAUUAAGAAUAUCUCUAUCACAAGUAACAUUAUCUCUGGAAAAUCUCAUAGGUUGAGCAGGCUGUACUGAAUACAGAAUACUGUCCUUUAAAACACACUGUAGGAAAAAUGUUCUGGACUGAGAGAGGGCAAUGGUUUUUAUAAUACCACUGCAUGAAUAAUUUGGACAUAUUUCCCCACUUAACAUGGGGAAUUCUAAGACUGCCUGACAAUGAAUAUUUCCAUACCUACUCUUUGUACCUACCCAGAGUCAUUUUGGAAAGGCUCUUCUGGACUGAUGUGGAAGAAGCAUAUCACACUCAGAACUGGGAGUUGGGAAGCUUGGGUCCUGGUCCUGGUUCUAACUUUAGCAAGCUCUUGGGCCAAAUGAUUUAGCCUCAUGGUACUUCAUUAGUUUCAUUUCUCAAAUGUAUUUAGUCCCUUCUCUACCUUAUAAGGCUCAAAUGUGAUAAGAAUGUGGAAAUCAUUUUUGAGAAGUACAUAGCAGUGUCUAAAUGUAAAGCAUUACUUUUAUAACUGGAUGUUUCAAAACACUAAUUGUGACAUUAAAAAGUGAAAGAGACAACUAAUAUUUAAGUUGAUCUCCUUAGCAACUUUCUUUUAAAAUAACAAUGUCAACAGGAGUCUGAAUUUAUCUUUAUAGCUAAGUUUCAUAUCUACAAAGAAAGAAGCAAGAAAGCGCUACUUUGGGGAAACUUACUAAAUAGUCCAUUGUUCCUAUGCAUAUUUUGCUAUGAUAUGAAAUUUUAAAAACCUGAAAAUAAAAUGGAAAGCAUACAAAUUUAAAAAUAUAUCUAAUAGAGUCCAACAAAUUCUAAUAUUAAAUAUAUAAAUUCAAGAAAGGUUCACCUUAAUGAAGUUUGUUGCCAUGGACUAUACAUGAUGGACAUACAGCUUUCUGGGCAAAAUGCAUUGUAUUAAGAUUGGGCUAGUGCAGAAUGCUAGCAGAACAGGAGGUGGUCUAACAAAAAUAAUGUAGUGGUGGAUCUCUAAAAUAACUGUGUACAACCUAAGUAUAAAUGACGUUUCCUCAACUCCAAACU